This is a messenger RNA of Carassius auratus (goldfish), 2748 nucleotides long. Its product is annotated as solute carrier organic anion transporter family member 2A1-like. Gene Ontology annotation, biological process: prostaglandin transport; transmembrane transport; sodium-independent organic anion transport. The transcript is spliced from 14 exons. Gene Ontology annotation, cellular component: basolateral plasma membrane. Lineage: Eukaryota; Metazoa; Chordata; Actinopteri; Cypriniformes; Cyprinidae. The record is from RefSeq and is a predicted model, not a curated record. Gene Ontology annotation, molecular function: protein binding; prostaglandin transmembrane transporter activity. Bases 90 to 1967 code for a protein of 625 amino acids.
CACUCACAGAGGAUCGUCGAAGUGGAAUCGUGUUUGUUCAUCCUUCUUGAAACAACCCUAACAACCAACUUCAUCCUUUAUAGGAAAACAUGGACAUAUACGCCAAAGACCUAAAGAAACCCAAGCCAGCUUUGUUUUGUAACGUAAAGAUCUUUGUGCUGUGUCAUGGCCUGCUCCAGGUCACUCAGCUGUUAUACAGCUCUUACUUCAAGAGCACCAUCACCACAAUCGAGAGACGCUACGGCCUGGACAGCCUCUCCUCAGGAACCAUCUCUUCCCUCCAUGAGGUAGGGAACACAGUGUUCAUAGCAUUUGUUAGUUACAUGGGUAACCGGGUUCACCGACCCCGAUUCAUUGGACUGGGGGGUGUGCUAAUGUCCAUCAGUGCCAUAAUCUUAGCUCUACCUCACUUCCUGUCCCAGCCCUACUCCUAUGACUCUGUCCUGCAUGCGAGCAAAAACGACAUGUGUUAUUUGCGUGCGAAUGCAACGGGGGCUGAGGCGUGUGCUCAGGAGGAUUCACGGAAGCUUGAGGACACCAGUAAAUUCUGGGUGUUAAUGGCUACGGCCCAGCUGCUGUUCGGAAUCGGUUCUGUCCCCAUCCAACCCUUUGGGAUAUCUUAUAUAGAUGACUUUGCAGGAGCUGGGAAUUCUGCUCUCUAUAUUGCCAUUCUCUUUGCCGUGUCAGUCUUUGGGCCGUCCUUUGGAUAUCUCCUGGGCUCUGUAGUUUUGCAGAUUUAUGUGGACGUGGACAAAGCCAGCGCAGGGGAGGCAUUGGAGUUGACCCCUGAUGACCCUCGAUGGGUCGGAGCAUGGUGGAUGGGUCUGCUCAUCACUUCUGGAGGUCUUGCUCUCACCUCAGUCCCUUACUUCUUCUUUCCCAGAGCACUUGAUGUAGAGAAGUCUUUUGAAUUGGAAGGUGACAUCAUCAAAGAAGACCCCAAGAAGACAGAGGGCUCCAUGCUGGAUUUCUUAAAAAUGUUCCCUAAGAUGUUUGCUAAGCUGCUGAUGAGUCCUGUCUUCAUGCUGCUGGUUCUAUGCCAGUGCUGUUUCUCCUCUGUAAUCGCUGGAAUCGCCACCUUCUUUAGCAAGUUCCUGGAACGGCAGUACAGUGCCUCUGCGGCCUACAGCAGCCGUCUUAUUGGUGCUUUAAUCCUGCCGUCCAUUGCUGUGGGGAUGGUGCUCGGGGGUCUGAUCAUGAAACGCUGGGGGUUGUCGUUCAGAGCCAUUCCACGCUUCUCUGUUGUAAUGCUCACCAUCUCCGUCUUCUGCUGUGUGCCCCUCUUCUUCAUGGGCUGCUCCACGCAAGAUGUUGCUGGUGUUUAUCCCACAACAUCUGAUGUCAUUAAUGGGCCUCAUCUGUCCUGUAGUGCCAAUUGCUCAUGUCCCAGCAGCGCCUUUAACCCAGUGUGUGGAGAAAACAACAUUGAAUACAUCUCACCCUGUCAUGCUGGGUGCACAAACUUCACCAUGGAUCCAGAGAACCCUUACAGAAUUCAGAAUUAUAGUAAUUGCCUGUGUAUUCCUGGUCUGGCCACAGCCAAACCUGGCUCUUGUGCCAACACCUGCCCUCACUAUCUCCUGCCUGUAAUGCUCCUUAUAUCUCUGGCCGGAUUUAUUGCCAGCCUAUCACACAACCCCAUCUACAUGAUGGUGCUCCGGUCAGUUCCACCAGAAGAGAAAUCCUUUGCCAUAGGGGUUCAGUUUCUGCUUCUGCGGGUUCUGACCUGGCUGCCAGCUCCAGCUCUUUUCGGGAUGACCAUAGACUCCACGUGUAUCUGGUGGAAAAUUGCUUGUGGAAAAAAGCAAGGAUGUGGUUACUAUGACAACAACCUCCUUAGAAACAGGUAUUUAGGACUUCAGGUGGGCUAUAAGACAUUAGGCAUUGCACUCCUGGCAUUCAUUGGCUGGAAAAUGCACCGGUCCAGAGAGUACAGCUUAGAGAAAAAGCCAGAGGGACCCCUGUGAUGCCUCAACCCUGCUUAGUUUCGUGGCUAGAAACCCCAUCCUUCCAAUACCUGGCUGGAAAUGGGAUUCAUUCAGUUUAGGAUAUUUCUCAAGUUGUAUGCUACAUUCUUGAGUAUUUAUUUCUGCCUGCAUUCAAGUGGGGCCAUAACUGGACACAUUCAAGGACUUUCCACCUUCACUGUUAAUUUUGGUAUUAACAAAUAUAUAUAGUGCUCAAAACAACUGAUCAUACUCAUAGUCACAGUUUUCAUUAGCAGAUUAUUUCGCAUUUAGGAUUGUGGCACCUUUGGGGAGGACACAAACAUAAGAUAAAUUUCGAUAUACUGUAUUGUCUGUAACUUUGAUUAAUAUAUAAUUGGAUCAUGUUUCAAAAUGGUUUAAAGGUUUUAUUUGAAGAGUAUGUGAAGGAUGUGAGAUGCUCUUUAUUACCAAAUGCACACAGAUACACGAGUGUGUCAAAUAUCAAACUGAGUUGAGGUGUGUAGCUUCAUAUGUCUAUAGUAGCCUGAGCAGAUUUAAAAUGUUACUUCCAAAUGUGAAGACAUUUUGAAAAUAGGCAUCAGAUGUUUGUAAAAUAUAUUUUUAUACUAGAUAUUGUCGUUGUAUUGUAUCUUUUGUGCAUACUUUGUUGUUGUUGUUGUUUUGCUUAAUACAAAUGACAAAUUGCUUUUCUAAUUGCUGCUUGGAGUAAUGAAUCAUAACUUUCUAAGUCUUUAUUAUGCAAUAUGUAACAUUUAUUUACCAAUGUAUAAGUUAUUUCAAAUAUAAAAAUUGUUCACAA